AUGCAAAACUACAUCAUAUCUUUAUUUAUACCAAUCUCCCCUCUCAAGUUUCUUAUAUCAAAACAAUUUUCUCUUGUCUUUCUUAAAAAAGUUUUCAUCAUGUCUCAAUCGCUUAUGCGUUUGAAUUUUCUCUUGCUGCUCUUGCUCUCUUGUGUCUCCCCUUCAAGCUUCUACACUUUUAAAAAGCCUGUUGUUGGUCUUGUUGCCUGUGGGCCUCAACAGAUUCAAGCAUUUACACAGUUUAAGAACGAGUUUGAUACUCAUGCUUGCAACCAUAGUGACUCCUUAAAUGGAGUUUGGUGCGAUAACUCCACCGGCGCAGUCACGAAGAUACGACUCAGGGGAUGUCUCAGUGGAACUCUUAAAUCCAACAGUAGCCUCUUCCAGUUUCAUCAGCUCCGUGCCCUUGAUCUCUCUGACAACAAGUUUACCCCGUCUUCAAUCCCUUCUGAGUUUGGAAAGCUCAACAAAGACUAUAGUAGACUUCAUAGAUCCUGUAAAAAAUCUUUGAAUAUACCUCUUUCAGUCUGCAAUAGAAGCUCGCUGAAUGUCCUUGAUCUAAGCUCCAAUUCCUCAUGUAUGAGUAACUUCUUGAUUUUGAGACUCCGGAAGAACAACUUAGAAGGAAGUAUUCCAGACAAGUGUGACGCCAACGCACCUCUACAGUCACUCGACGUCGGAUACAAUCGAUUAACUGGAAAGCUUCCAAGGUCCCUUCUAAAUUGCUCUGCUCUACAGUUUCUAAGUGUGGACCACAACAAAAUCGAAGAUACAUUUCCUUUCUCUCUUAAGGCUUUACCGAAAUUGCAAAUCCUUAUUCUCCGUUCAAACAAAUUCUACGGUUCUAUAUCUCCUCCUAAUAAUGGUCCUCUAGGGUUUCCUGAGCUACGGAUACUUGAGAUAGCUGAUAAUAAUUUUACCGGAAGCUUGUCCCCAGAUUUUUUUGUGAAUUGGAAAGCAUCAUCACUUACAAUGAAUGAAGAUUUGGGUCCAUAUAUGUCAUAUGCAACGUUAGUUUACAUGACCUAUAGAUUCUCCUAUCAGCAACCUAUGGAUCUACAUUAUAAAGGUCUAUCUAUGGAGGAUGAGAGGGUCUUUGCUUCUUACGCCACAAUUGAUUUUUCUGGAAAUAGACUUGAAGGAGAAAUUCCUGAAUCUAUCGGUCUCUUAAAGGCACUAAUCGCACUCAACUUGUCGAACAACGCCUUCACAGGCCAUAUUCCUCUGUCUUUGGCAAAUCUUAGGAAGCUCGAGUCACUAGACCUAUCCAGUAACCAACUCUCAGGGACUAUUCCUAAUGGAUUAGGGAAUCUUUCGUUUUUGGCGGACAUGAACGUGUCUCACAACCAACUCAAUGGUGAAAUACCACAAGGAACACAAAUAACUGGGCAACCUAAAUCAUCAUUUGAAAGAAAUGCAGGGCUUUGUGGUUUCCCUCUGGAAGAAAGUUGCUUUGGGACUAAUGCGCCACCAACACAACAACCUACAGAAGAGGAAGAUGACGAAGAGGAACAAGUGUGGAACUGGAAAGGUGUGGCAAUAGGGUAUGGGAUUGGAAUGUUACUUGGACUUGCUAUAGAACAAAUCAUUGCUUUGUACAAACCAGAAUGGCUAAUUUGUUUGAUGAAGUGUGGACAUCGUUAA
Capsella rubella is the source of this 1644-nucleotide messenger RNA. Its product is annotated as receptor like protein 42. The record is from RefSeq and is a predicted model, not a curated record. Gene Ontology annotation, molecular function: protein binding. NCBI's taxonomy places the organism in Eukaryota, Viridiplantae, Streptophyta, Magnoliopsida, Brassicales, Brassicaceae. The transcript has 2 exons. Bases 1 to 1644 code for a protein of 547 amino acids.